AUGGAAGGUGUCUUAAGUCCACCAAAACCAUUUCGUUUCGACGGGAGUUCAGACUACGCAAAUAUAAGUGCCAGUUGGACAAAAUGGAGGAAUAGCUAUGAAAUUUAUAGAAAGGCAUGUGAAAUAACGAACAAAGCGGCGAGUGUGCAAAUUAAUAUAUUAUUGCACGUACUUGGCGAUCAAUGCAGAGAAAUCCUAGAUCAAACCAAAAAUUCACUUUUAAAAUGCACUACCGCGGAAGCUGUCUUACAAAUAUUGGAUGGACAUUUUAAUAUAAAACCUAAUGUUACAGUGGAACGACACCGAUUUUUUACAAAGAAUCAGAGAGAAAACGAGACAAUAGAACAAUAUGUUUUCGACUUGCAGAAAUUGGCUCAAACAUGCGAUUUCGGGGCCUUAAGCGACGGUCUUAUAAAAGAUAGGCUGAUAUGUGGCGUAUCCAAUUCAGCUAUUCGGGAACGGCUACUAAGGGAGUACGAUCUAACUUUAAGCAAAGCAUUAGAAAUAUGUCGAGUCGCGAUAGUAUCGAGGGUGUAUGCGGAUAACAUUAAACAGGAGCAGUUAUCAGCAUUCUUAAUCAACAAUAAUAAUCAAGCGGUCGAAAAUGAUGAGAAUAUUUGGAGUGUAAGGCACAGGAGGGAUUCAAGGAGAGGAUAUCGCGGUGGCGUAGGUGGCGUGAGCGCGGACGCGCGCAUAGGCGGACGCGGCGUACGCGGCGGCGCGUCCCGCUCGGCCCAGCGCCCGCCAUGUCGCGCUCGAGGCGAGCGUGCCUUCACGGGUUCGACGCUUUGCGUGAAGCAAUGUGGGCAUUGUGGCAGUGCACAUAAAAAGUUUGAGUGUCCCGCGCAUCGCAAGCAGUGUCUAAGAUGUGCGAAAAUGAAUGACUUUGCCAGAGUCUGUGGUGCUAGUGUAUUCAAUGUCGAGGAGUCUGAUGAGCAGGUAAUAUAUACUGUAAAAUCUAGUAGUGAGUGGAAUGUUAACCUAACGAUUAAUAAUAAGUCUGUUAAUUUUAAAUUAGAUACUGGGGCAGAUGUUAAUAUAUUGCCGUUGCAUUAUUUGCCACAAAUAGGGGUCUCGGAUAAAGAUUUGCUAAAAACAAAUACCAAGUUAUCUGGCUACUCGGGCACCGCCAUAAAAGUAGUAGGGAAAAUCACUUUAAAGGUUUAUUACAAAAGUAAAAUGUACAUGCUAGAAUUUAAAAUAGCAGAUGUUAAGUCUUUGGGGGAGGCCUAUGUUCAGCAGUGGACUUGUGAAGGGCUGUAA
Molecule: messenger RNA, 1263 nt
Organism: Parnassius mnemosyne (clouded apollo)
Lineage: Eukaryota; Metazoa; Arthropoda; Insecta; Lepidoptera; Papilionidae
Source: the annotation of a GenBank genome assembly